Messenger RNA from Dictyostelium purpureum, 306 nucleotides. RefSeq lists its product as uncharacterized. The transcript is spliced from 2 exons. The coding region runs from base 1 to 306 and encodes 101 amino acids. The record is from RefSeq and is a predicted model, not a curated record. NCBI's taxonomy places the organism in Eukaryota, Evosea, Eumycetozoa, Dictyosteliales, Dictyosteliaceae.
AUGGGCAAAUCUCUUUAUCUACGUCAAGACGAAAUUCAAGCUAAACUCAAAUCAAGGGAGUCUACAGCAAGAAUUGACUCACUUAAAAAUUCAGAAAAUGAACAGAUAAAUACUGAUGUAGACAUGGCUAACAUAGGAGCAAAAUACUACAAAGAGCUUUAUCAAGAAAGAACCAGCAACAAAGAAAUCCACAUUGAGCUACUAUCAAAAUUCUAUAAAAAUCGCAUCAACACACUAAUGCCAAUAUUAUUAAAGCUAUUUAAUCAUCAGUCUAAACAAAUAGAAUUGAUCCAAAAUACAAUAUGA